GCAAACACGGAAGUCCAUAGGUUACAUUAUUUUCAGAAAGUAAAUGAUUUAAAGUUAAAGUUUACUUCGAAACUUCAAAACAAAUUUGUUUUAUGCAUUCUUAAAUUUUCAAUGCUAAGGAGUGUUCAAAAACAAUUUUGGGUGUGAAUGAAGCUUCAGUCCGUCCUGCAGGUAAGUGAAUUUUUCUGCGUGCAGCUAGAAUGACCUCAUGGCUAAGAAGCUUAUGAUCACGUAUGCCUUGUGGGCAAUGGGCGGCCCACUCGGCCUGCAUCACAUUUACCUGGGCAGAGACAGCCAUGCUCUUCUUUGGAUACUGACCUUUGGUGGUUUUGGCAUUGGCUGGGCAAGAGAAUUCUUCCGUAUCCCAUCCUACGUGAGUGAAGCCAACCAUGACGAGAAAGGCCCUGUUCGACAUCCAGGUGCCUCUCCACCACCACCAGUAGGCCUGAUUAGAUUUGUCGGUCAGAUUUGUGUGGGUAUUUACUUUGGUUCAGUGGCUUUAAUAAGCCUCAGUUCUCUCAGCUUCUUCUACUUCCUAGUGUUGCCUCUGAGUGUUGCUGCUGGUGUGCAUCUGGUGUCCUCUGUGGGCCAGCAGACCUCGAACCUUCACAAGACUCUCAUUACAUGCGUCAUCACAUCAUCCAUCUUCUACGGCAGCAGUCUCUCUCCUCUGCCCAUCAGCAUAGCUGGCAGUGUCACCUCUGCACAGCACAACACAUUGAAACCUCUGAGACCAGAGCCACUGGGGCCUCGUCUGUAUCGUCUAAGUUUAGGAGUGCUGGCUUUCUCUGCCCCGCUGGGAUACUGUGUUUUCCACAACACCACUGCUACACUGUACUACAUAUCGGACUGCAUAGCGGCCCUGCUUGAUUUCUUCUGGUUCUUUCCAUGGCUCAAAGGGGUCCUGGAGUAUUUUCUCCUGUUGCCAUAUCGUCUGCUAUGUGUCCUGACAGGAGGAGGUUUCUAUGAGGAAAGCUGGAGGAAGAUGCUUGAAAUAAUUCUUAAUGAGUUUAGUAGAAAAGAAAUGGAGGCGCUGAAGAUACUAGCAUUACCAGAAGAGGCUUCUCUGGAGGAGAUCACUCGCAGCUACAGGGAACUGGCUAAAGUGUGGCAUCCAGAUCACAACCCCAAAAGGCAAGAAGAGGCUCAACGGAUGUUUAUUCAGAUCCAGGAGGCUUAUGAGAUACUUCUGGAUAGACAUAAGACAAAACGGAGAAAAUGAACUUCUGAGGGACCGGUCACAUACACUUUAAAGGGAUAGUUCACCUAAAAAUUAAAAUUAACUCACUAUUUACUCAACCUCAAGUGUUUCCAAACCUUUAUGAGUUUCUUUAUUCUCAAGAUAUUUUAAAGAAAGGUGAAAUCCUGUAACCACUGACUUCCAUCGUACAAAAGGAAAAAAAAUACUAUGGAAGUCAACGGUUACAGGUUUCCAGCUUUUCAAAAUAUCUUCUUUAGUGUUCAACAAAAGAAAGGCUAUCAGGUUUUUCAGUUUUGGGUGAACUAUCCCUUUAAGCUCUUCACAUACAGAAAGAACACAAGGAUUUUAGCACAAAGUCAAUGGGGUGCAAUAAACGUGAAUGUUUCUAAACAAAA
This is a messenger RNA of Danio aesculapii, 1596 nucleotides long. It is a transcript of the gene dnajc22, whose product is annotated as DnaJ (Hsp40) homolog, subfamily C, member 22. NCBI's taxonomy places the organism in Eukaryota, Metazoa, Chordata, Actinopteri, Cypriniformes, Danionidae. Bases 209 to 1222 code for a protein of 337 amino acids. The record is from RefSeq and is a predicted model, not a curated record. The transcript has 4 exons. Gene Ontology annotation, cellular component: early endosome; plasma membrane. Gene Ontology annotation, biological process: endocytosis.